CACCCCUCGCGCUCUCAGAGCGAGCUUGCGCAUUCGCUCGUUUCCGUAUCCGGGGAGAAAGACACUUCCGGGUAGUGUCUCGGCAGCGAUGUUGUUGCUUCUGCGGGCGGCAUGCGGUGGGGCUCGGGCCCUGCUGCCCCCUCGUGGUGGUGGCGGCGGCUCUCUGGGCCAGCAAUGCUUCCGACGGUGGCAGCUUCCCCAGAGACGGGCACAACAUAGUGUUGUGUCAGAAGUGGUUUCUCAUUCCAGAGUGGCAACACCAUCUGUUCCCAAUGCUGUGACAAAUCGGACUGUGGGGCGCUGGCUCCUAAUCUGCAGUGGCACUGUAGCUGGAGCUGUGGUGCUUGGUGGUGUUACUCGGCUGACAGAAUCUGGACUUUCAAUGGUUGACUGGCACUUGGUGCGGGAGAUGAAGCCUCCUCAGACACAGCAAGAGUGGGAGGCAGAAUUCCAAAAGUACCAACAGUUCCCAGAAUUUAAAAUACUGAACCAUGACAUGACGCUGACAGAGUUCAAAUUCAUCUGGUACAUGGAAUACUCACACCGUAUGUGGGGACGGCUUGUUGGAUUGGCUUACAUCCUUCCAGCAGCUUACUUUUGGAGGAAAGGCUACCUGAACCGGUCCCUGAAGGGUCGUGUCCUUGCCCUCUGUGGUCUCGUGUGCUUCCAGGGCCUCUUGGGCUGGUACAUGGUAAAGAGUGGGCUGGAGGAAAAGCCGGACUCCCAUGACAUCCCUCGGGUCAGCCAAUACCGUCUAGCUGCACACCUGGGAUCUGCACUCGUUCUUUAUUGCUAUAGCCUGUGGACUGGACUAUCACUACUACUACCACAGCACAAGUUACCUGAAACUCGCCAUCUUCUACAUCUAAGAAGAUUUGCUCAUGGAACAGCAGGUCUUAUCUUUCUUACUGCUUUGUCAGGGGCAUUUGUAGCAGGACUAGAUGCUGGACUUGUAUACAAUUCCUUUCCCAAGAUGGGGGAAUCUUGGAUUCCUGAUGAUCUCCUUGCCUUUUCACCAAUGCUGAAGAAUGCAUUUGAGAAUCCCACAACUGUACAGUUUGAUCAUAGAAUUCUGGGAGUUUCUUCUGUCACCGCCAUCACAGCACUGUACCUGUUUUCCAGGAAAAUUCCUCUCCCCCGGAGGACUAAAAUGGCAGUUACUUCCUUACUGGCUGUUGCAUAUCUCCAGGUCACUUUGGGCAUCAGCACACUACUUUUAUAUGUCCCAACACCUUUAGCAGCCACUCAUCAAUCGGGUUCCUUGGUAUUGCUCAGUGUGGCUCUUUGGCUGAUGCAUGAACUCAGGCGAAUCCCUAAAUAGUCCUGUUCUCUUUAGCCAGGUGCUGAGAAUUCAGUUGCUGCCUUGCUACGUAUGCUGUGAGUUUCUUCCUGAAGGCCUUGAACAUAAAUAGAAAAGAAAUAUAGAGAAGAGCAGGACUUUAGCAUCCAGAUAUGGAGGACUUUAUUGCAGCAUUUGAUGAGCAGGGCCAUCAUUAGUUGAAAUAUCUUUUGAUAAGGUGUAAGGCUUUUAAGACUGUACCUGUGGCAGAAACUACCGAUGUUUCAGGCAUAGCUUAGAUUGUACUGGGACAUUUCUCUGAAGACACUGCUAUGAUCUAAUUUUUGUAGUGUGUUUGGACCAAGACUAGGAGACCUAUAGCACCCUAGGUGCCCACCCUUGAGCUGCGGCUUUGAUCCCUGUGCUAACUGAAAACUGAGAUGCAGUAUGUCAAUAUCUGGAUUAGAUUCUGUUUAACUAUAUUUUAGAGUAGUGGGGCAGGCAAGCUUUAUAUCAUGGAUUUUCUGUAACAGUAUGCCCCAUAGUUUCAUUGUGGAAUUGUAAUAUAUGAAUAUUGAAAAAUAUGCUAUACUGUAAUGCAGUUGUUGUACAUACCUUUAUUUAAUAAAAAAGCUUCUACAUUAA
Messenger RNA from Anolis sagrei ordinatus, 1924 nucleotides. It is a transcript of the gene COX15, whose product is annotated as cytochrome c oxidase assembly homolog COX15. Lineage: Eukaryota; Metazoa; Chordata; Lepidosauria; Squamata; Anolidae. Gene Ontology annotation, biological process: heme A biosynthetic process. Gene Ontology annotation, cellular component: mitochondrial inner membrane. The record is from RefSeq and is a predicted model, not a curated record. Gene Ontology annotation, molecular function: oxidoreductase activity, acting on NAD(P)H, heme protein as acceptor.